AAUUAUCUAAAAAAGAGGUAAAAAAAUCGUUAAUGGAGACGCUUUGGUGUCCCUCUCGGUGUUCUUCUUGGUGGUACUGUUGUAAUAGUUUCCGCACUUCUUGUAGCUCCUCCUCCUUUAAAAUGGCCCAUUCGGGAGCAGAAUCGGAGGGUGUAUCUGCAUUCCCAUCGCCGCCCAAAUCCUCGACUUGUACGAGAACGACAUCGGCAACGAUCUCCUUCCGACCUGAGGCUGCCUCGCCCUCCUCCUCCGGCACGGCCACGACGUGUUCUCCUCCUCAUCGCGAACGUCUCCUCCCCUCACUCGACGCUCUCCCAGCUCAGAUGCUGGACCCCGAGAUCGACCUCCUUCCCGACGUCUGCUACCUUUCCUCGGCCUCCUCCUCGUCGCUGGGCCGUCAUCUCGACAUGUUCACGGCCCAGCCACCGUACGCAGGAGAGUUCAGCCUGGAACCCUUCGACGACCUGAUCUCCAUAUGCGACGUCGCCACGAGCGAAUACCGGCCGUACCCGCCCGACCACGCGGCGGUCCAGAUGGCGGCGACCGGUGGCCCGCCGAGGUGCCAACAGCAGCGUCCGGCGAGCGAUGAGGAAUUCCACGCGGCGGUGGCGGCGGCGGUCGGGAUGACACCGCCGCUGUGUGCAGUCCUCGACGGGGGCGGCGUCGGGGCGUCGUACCACUGGGGCGGGUCGGCGCGCGGUGACGGGCCGCACGGGUUCUUUCCUGCGGGAGGGAUGAUGGCGGCGGGGCCCGAGGUAGGGCCAAUGGGUUCGGAACACGUGGCAGAUUACCAGGCGUUGGUAACUGGUUCGGGGAUGUACGGGCUGGAAGCGCCGCCGCUGCGAGCGUACCGCACUGGGAAUUUACAGGUGAUUGGAGGAGGGAGCCAACAUCUGAUGGCUGGGAACAGUGGCAACCCAACACCCCUGCCAGCUUCCAACGUCUCCGCUAUGGAUGAGUCCACCUUCAAAGUAGGUCGUCUGUCUGUCGAGGAGAGGAAGGAGAAGAUCACCAGAUACAUUAAGAAGAGAAAUCAAAGAAACUUCAGCAAAAAGAUCAAGUAUGCUUGCAGGAAGACUCUAGCAGACAGCCGACCUAGAGUCCGAGGGCGGUUUGCAAAGAAUGAUGAAUUUGGAGAGAUGACAAAACCCAGUUCCAGAAACCAUGAAAUGGAUGAGGAAGUGGUUAUGAAGGAAGAAGACAUACUCGACUCCUCAGACAUCCUUGUACAUAUCAGUGGCAUGAACUCUUUUAAGAACAACUUCACUCUUGAAUCUUGGAUAUAAGCAAAUGAGUCACAUGACCUGACAAGUUUGACUCAUAUUGCUGAUUUUUUUACUUGCAUUCAACAGCUGAUGUAGCCAUUAUUUACCAUACAAUAAAAUGACUGGCAUGGAAACUAAUGUUACUGCCACAACAUUGUCUUCCCAUUUCUCAUUGUUUCAACACCAAGAAACAUACAUAGGAGUCAUGGCAGAUAAUCACUGUGGACCCUGUAUAGCUCCAGAGGAACAUAAUAGUGUCAAAUGAGAAACUAAAGAUGGGCAAUAUACAUCUUGGAUUUUCGCUAACUUCCAUAUUUUCAUGAGUGCAUUAGCUAUACAUAACAAGGUGCUAAAAUUUGCCAGUACAUUACAUAAUUGGAAGUCAAAGGCUAAUUAGAUAAUUGUGUGCAGCAAAGCAAGAACCAUUGGAGUUUGUAUAGUAACUGAUUUACCUGAUUCAAUUGACCUCAAUUGACAAGCUUGUCGUUCACUAAAAUCAAACAAUACAUUGUCAAUUGUUUUCUAGUCAAAAUUAGAGAAGAGGUUGACAUCAGAUUGUGGAUAUGUAAUCAUACAGUCAUGAACUUAUUACAUACAAUAACAAGCAUUUGACCAGUUCGCUCUGCAGUGGAUGUUCUGAAUUAUGAACUAAUUUGGGCCAAUUUGGCAGCUUGAGUGUUUUGUACCCAUUUUAGUAUUGGUGAAAUAGACUUCAGUAAGAAAAAAAUUGAAAUGGCAUCCAAGUUUAUCCUUGAGAAAACUAAGGAAAAAUAAUUCCCAUGUAGGUAUUGUAUCUAUUCAUAUUUUUCAACAUUAAUAUCCAGUUUGAUUAUGAAGCAGGAAAACUAAGUUGUAGGAAAGAAUCUUCAACCACAGCAUACACAAAAUUAACUGUAGUCAACGAUGCCUCUUCAAAGAAACUAUAGUGGGUGAUGAAGUAUUUCGGACCUUUACCAACUGAAGUAGUAAAAUGAUUUAUCCAAAUAUUUUACAAGCAAUCAACUAAUCAAAUGUUUCAAAAACUAGAUUCUAGCAUGUAAUAGAAAUUACUUCUGAUAUUUACUGAGAAUAAUUAGGAUGUGUCACAUGCAAUAUGGAAUUUCUGAGAAACAUUCACAAGCCAGUGGAUGGUGAUAAUAUUAUGACUAAUCAAGAGUUAAUUUAUGAGAUUUUCUGGCAUAAUUUCUAUAACAUAUGGUACUUCUGUACUUUCCUUCGGAACCCCUCCUGAGCUUUAUAUAUCACUUUUCUUUAUGUUUUGUUUGUUUACUUUUGCAUAUAAAUCAUGCUUCUCUUUUUAUGACAAAAGAUUUGAAAGGAUAACCCCUAAUGUUUCUCGAGGAAAAAACAAAUGUGCAAGCCAGUAAGGAGGCCUUAACCAGUCAACAUAACAAAAGCUUUUGCAUCUGAAGAUACUUUGAAGAAUAAGACUAGGCCAAUUAUAACAAGGACGGAUGAUGAAGUUUAGGAAAAAGAAGUGGGCACUCGAAGAGCACAUGAAGGAAGGUCUAAUCGCCAAAAGGUUUAGGCUCAACAGCAAAGGUGAGCAAAGUAGAGUACCAAAAGCAGACCCUGAACAUAUUAGGAAAGUCAAAAUUAAGAAUAGAAGAUAGAAGCAGAGGUCAUAGUUAAUUGUUUUAUCCUGCAACGGGAGGAAGCUAAUUAGUUACCAAAGCCAAGUAGACCACAUCAUUUAUCCGUAAUGGUCAGAUAGGAAAGCACGAUGACUGCAGAACCUAUCUAACAUCUUCUAACACCUCAUCCCAGUUCCGGCUUGGCUUCAAAGUGAAAAACCCUCAAUCAUGUUACCAAACCAACAGCUUACUGAGGCACUAGGCUCCAUGUUGCCCAUGUUUCAUUAGAUGUAUUGCUCACCAAUCCGAGAAAGAAAAAGGCUGGUGGUGAAGUUGGUCUAGGGUAAAAAUUACUCAAGUGACAUGAGACAUCUAAACCCGAGAAAGAAAAAGGCUAGUGGUGCAGUUGGUCUAGGGUAAAUAUUGCUUUGGAGAUUAUGCCAUGCCAAUUUUCAAACUAGCAAUAGAAGGCAUUGCUCGUUUGGCAAUCAUGAUGAUGUUUUUGUUGCUAUCAGGAUGUUAGGUUACCUAAUGAUCACAAGUUCCAUUUAUGCACCGCUUACCAUGUUAAAAAGUUCUACAACUUUUCUCAUCCAAACGACAUUCUACUCAACUACUCAAAUCGACUCCACUUUGAAGAAAGCAUUAGCUCAAAUGGUGAGAAUUUUCCUCAUUGGACCUAGGUAAAAUAAGGGAAUAGCUAGUCAUAAUUCAAU
Musa acuminata subsp. malaccensis (wild Malaysian banana) is the source of this 3555-nucleotide messenger RNA. RefSeq lists its product as uncharacterized. Gene Ontology annotation, molecular function: protein binding; DNA-binding transcription factor activity. NCBI's taxonomy places the organism in Eukaryota, Viridiplantae, Streptophyta, Magnoliopsida, Zingiberales, Musaceae. Gene Ontology annotation, cellular component: nucleus. The record is from RefSeq and is a predicted model, not a curated record. Gene Ontology annotation, biological process: regulation of flower development.